AUGGCGGCGGUGCAGGUGGCCGGGGCGCCGGUGUGUGGGGCCCGGGACCCGCCGCCGGGCCCCGGGAGCGGAUUCCGCCGCCUGUCGGCCCGCCUGGGCUCUCUUCGCCCCGCGGACAGCAGCUCUGCCCGCACCGAGAUUCAUCUGCUGUUCGACCAGCUCAUCUCCGAGAACUACAGCGAGGGCGGCGGGGGUGUCACAGCCGAGGAUGUUAGUGCUUUACUGGUCCAGGCCUGUCGACUGGUCCAUCUCAAUCAGGAACAUCUAGUCAGCAAAGUUUCUCAACUUAUUCACCAUCUCCUUAACAGAUUGCAGGUGAUCGUUGAUGAACAGAAUCUGGAUUUCCUUUUGGCAUACACAAUCUCUGCUUUUCAACAAUGUAGUUCCUGGACACACAUGGAAAUUCUUCAGGCCUUGUCUGCUCUGGUUUACUACAAUGGUCCCAAAUGUCAGAAGUACCUUCCAGACUUGCUUGGGGAGAAUGGAAUCUUGAUGAAAUUGAGUGAUUCCAGCCAGUCGGACCCUGACCUCAGAAGAGCUGCAGUCCAUUGUAUGGCAAACAUAUGUCUCAGUGUCCCAGGACAGCCAUACUUGGACGAGCCUUACCGAAAUGUCUGCUUUCAAACUUUCUUAACUAUUUUACAGUCUUCCAAAGUUUCUGGUAUGGACGAUAUCACAUUUUGCAUGUUGUUACAAAAUGCACUGAAAGGUCUCCAGUCACUUCUGAAUGGGGGUAAGAUGAAGCUUACACAGACUGAGCAGCUUGGAUCUCUUCUAGCUGUAUUAAAGAAAUACAUGUUUCAUGGACUUCCUGGAUUGAACAUAGAGAUGCCUGCAGUUUUAUACCCAGCUCCUCUUCCUCAGUAUGAUGGACGAUCACCUAUUAGACAGGAGCCAAUGGAAAUAAACCCCUCUAAACCAAUAGCGAGUAAAAGGAAGAAGGCAAAGGCCAAACAAAAGAAGGGCCAACAGGGAGAGGAGCCAAAAGAACCAAAUGGAGAGAUAGGAGCAGGCACCGCCAACAGCCUAGGCAAGUUGACCCUCCAUGAAGGCAGUGCCGUGAGCCCUGGCUACCUGAGUGCCCAGAGUGGGGCCUCUGAGGGAAGUGGCCCUGCAGCCCGAGAUCGAGCAGCUUCUUAUCUCAGCAAUGCCACGUGGAAAAGGAUCAGCAGCAGUGAAUCGGACUAUUCAGAUGCUGAAGGGGGCCUGCAGAGCAAGAUGAGAUCUUACCAGGCCAAGGUCCGCCAGGGAGCUUUAGCUUGCUUCCUUUCCACGAUUAAAUCAAUAGAGAAGAAAGUUCUCUAUGGCUACUGGUCUGCUUUUGUUCCUGAUACCCCUGGUAUAGGAAGCCCACAGUCUGUGUCCUUAAUGACAAUUUCAUUAAAAGAUCCCUCUCCAAAGACUCGUGCCUGUGCUCUGCAAGUGCUAUCAGCCAUCUUAGAUGGCUCAAAGCAGUUUCUUUCUGUUGCUGAAGACACAAGUGACCACAAAAGGGCUUUCACUCCCUUCUCAGUGACCAUUGCUUCCAGCAUUCGUGAGUUACAUCGAUGUCUUUUGUUAGCUUUGGUGGCUGAAUCAUCUUCUCAAACCCUUACUCAGAUAAUUAAGUGCCUUGCAAACUUAGUAUCAAAUGCACCUUACAACCGUCUGAAACCUAACCUGCUAACCAAGGUCUGGAACCAGAUAAAACCCUAUAUCCGCCAUAAAGAUGUCAACGUCCGGGUCUCUAGUCUGACCCUCUUAGGGGCUAUAGUAUCAGCUCAGGCUCCUUUGCCUGAAGUACAAGUGCUUUUACAGCAGCCUUGUUCUUCUGGGUUAACUAGUAGUGGUUCCACCACAUCGUGGCUCGGCUCUUCUGACUGGCGCAGAGAUGCUUCCUAUACAGAGCCUUCAGAGGAAUCCACAGAUAACCCAGCAAGUUCCAGUGGUGAGCCCUGCUGGCUCAUCCGUCUCUGCAUCUCCAUUGUUGUACUGCCCCGAGAAGAUCCCUGUUCUGAUAGUGAUACUAGCUGUACUAUUGGAAACAUAUAUGAACCAUCUCCGGUUCGAUUGGAAUCUUUGCAGGUGCUGGCCCUUUUGGUGAAAGGCUAUUUUGUAAUGGCCCAGGGCUACUUGAUGGAGCUUGGUGAGGUGGCCUGCAGAUGCAUGGAGGAAACGGACCCGUCCAUUCAGCUUCAUGGUGCAAAACUCCUAGAAGAGCUGGGGACAGGUUUAAUCCAGCAAUAUAAAGCAGAAUCAACUGUUCCCCCCAGUCAGAGAGUCCCAGUCAGUUUGGUGGUGAUGUUUUGGGCUAUGAUGCUGAAUGGCCCUUUGCCCAGAGCGCUUCAAAACUCCCAGCACCCGACUCUUCAGGCUAGUUCCUGCGAUGCCCUCUCUUCUAUCUUACCAGAGGCUUUCAGUAGUUUGCCGAAUGACAGACAGAUCUUGUGCAUCACUCUGCUGCUGGGGCUGAAUCACAGCAAGAAUCCUCUAGUAAAAGCGGCUGCAGCCCGAGCCCUGGGUGUUUACGUGCUCUUUUCCUGUCUCAGGCAGGAUGUCAUGUUUGUUGCAGAUACAGCAAAUGCAAUCUUGAUGUCUCUGCAUGACAAGUCUCCCAAUGUCCGUGCCAAAGCAGCCUGGUCUUUGGGCAACCUGACAGACACUUUGAUUGUUAACAUGGAAAUGUUGGGCCAGAGUUUCCAGGAAGAAUUUUCUGGUCUGUUGCUAUUGAAAAUGCUACGAUCGGCAACCGAAGCUUCCAGGGAUAAAGACAAGGUAAAAAGUAAUGCUGUUCGGGCCCUUGGAAAUUUGCUCCAUUUCCUGCAGCCAUAUCAUAUAGUAAAACCCCGAUUUACAGAAACCAUUGAGGAAGCCAUUCAGGCCCUUAUCUCUACUGUUCUGAGUGAGGCCACCAUGAAAGUCCGAUGGAAUGCAUGCUAUGCUCUAGGAAAUGUAUUUAAAAAUUCUGCUCUGCCCCUGGGAACGGCCCCUUGGACGGCGCAAGCCUACAGUGCUCUCACGUCGGUUGUGAAAUCCUGCAAGAAUUUCAAAGUGCGAAUCAAAUCUGCAACUGCUCUUUCCAUUCCAGACAAGAGGGAGCAGUAUGGGUCCGUGGAACAGUAUGCUCAGAUCUGGAAUGCACUGGUCACCGCCCUGCAGAAGAGCGAGGACACUACGGACUUUCUGGAAUUCAAAUAUUGUGCCAGCCUAAGAACACAAAUCUGCCAGGCCUUGAUUCACUUGUUAAGUGUAGCCAGCAGUUCAGAUCUAAUGUGUAUUCAAGAAACCGUGGAGCAUAGUGGUGAUAUGGUCAGGCUCUACAUCUUACAGUAUUUAAAGUCGGGAGUGGAGGGAGAUGACACAGGCUCAGCCCCCAACCCCCAGGAACGAGACAAAAUGCUCCUAGAGGCCCUAGAGCAUAUCCGAGGGAUUCAGGAAUCCUCGGGUGAUACUGCUAAGAAGGCCAUAAUUGUUUAUUUGGAAGGCAUCCUGACCAUAUAUACUAAUGCAUCUGAAUCAUGUGUCCCUUUGCUAUAAGGCAGACCAAAUACUGAUAGAUCAAUGAAGAGACGGGAAACAUGCCAAGAGGGAAUUUAGAAGCACAGAAAGCUGUCUUAGAGAUAGGGGCCUUCUUUGGCAGUGUGCUUAAUGUGACCUUGGGAGCAGAAGCAAAAAAGAAUUUAAAACCCUGGCCUCCUUGGGGAAUAUGAUAGUAACUUUUCAGUAGUCCUCCUAUCGCAAAGUGCUCUGGCUAUCAAUGUAUGCAGCUGCCAUCAUUUGAUCCAUGCAUCUGCAUUGUAGGGAACCUUUAACAGGAGCCAUCUGGAGGGAAAGGCCUAGAGUGGGAGGUGCAAAAGGUGGAGUGGGCCCAGAGCAGGACCAGCCCUGGGAGCUGGGCUGGGAGAGCCACCAAGGGCCCCAGUGGGCAGUGCCCUGCCCCUCCCUGGGGGCCCCCUUCUGGCCCAGUGGGGUUUUAACCUUGCCUGGGACUUUUAGGUCUUUGCUAUGACUCCUGGCUAAACUAACUGGUUACUUUAUGACUAUUUAAGUGAAGCUCCUUUUAUCUACAGCCCACUGCCCCACCCCGCCCCCUUUAAUAAGCCCCUUUUCAAGCCAGAAAUUGCACAAGCUCAAAAUAGUUUCUUCUUGAUUGUCAUUAUAAGAUAUGUAAAAAAUUUCCUCUGCCAGCAGCACUGUGCCCACUAAUGUUUUUCCUAGAGUUUGAUUAUAUCUUUGCUUUGGUAACAUGUAUAAUAUAGUACUUUGCACUUUUGAAAGAAACCCAAGUAGAAAGCUAAAUAAAGGUAUUCUUUUAAAUUACGUUCCAAACAUAGUUUAUCCUCUGUUAGACCGAGUCAAGGACCUUGUACCUAAACAUGGCAUUAUACAAUUUGCACUUAAUAACUCAGUUGUCACGAUGGCCCUGCUUUCUUUGUGUGCCUUACAUGCAUCAAUCAGGGCUUUAAAGUAAAGUCUCACUGGACCUUUGAGCUCUGAAAAGAACAGGGAUUGCUGAGGUGCUUCCUCAGAACUACUACUAGAGAGGAGGAGCUCACAUGCCUGGAUCCCUGGCUUUUUGUCUGUUUAUUGGUUUAUUUAUGAUAAUUGUGGGCUUAUAGGCUCCUACCACCAUCCAGGCCUCUGACUGCCAAUUCCGGCAACCUCUUCCCCCUUCAGAAGGGAAACUAGCCAGUCCCUUGGCCGUCAGUUGUUGGCUUCAGGCAGUGAUUGGCUUUCUUGUCUGGCACAAACGUGUUAGGAGUGGGGCAGGGAAGGUUUCGUGCUACAUUUGUCCAGUUGGCUUUAUCAGAUGAUUUCACUGCACACUCAGAUUCAAGAUUGGGGUUUGGCUUGUCAACUUCUUGAAUUUGGCCCCACUUGUCUGACAGCAUUAAUUUGAGAUGAUCCACAAUUUGUAUAGCAAACAAUAACCUCCCCCUACUUUUUGUUUGGUGUGUAACAUAAAGAGUAAGGUGGAUAGGAGAGCCCUUCAGGUUUUGUAAGGACAACAAUAACAUACACUCAUUGAAAGCUUAAAACACUGGACCGGAAAUAGUCUCUGAACCUUCUUUCAUUCUCUUGUUAAUCCUUUGUCUAUCUGAGUGAUGCUAAAUGGGGGUUUUAGUGAGAAUUGUAUGGCUAUAUUUGUUUCAAUUAUUUUUACAUCAAUAUUAAAACAUUUCUCUAAAGGCA
Gracilinanus agilis (Agile Gracile Mouse Opossum) is the source of this 5172-nucleotide messenger RNA. It is a transcript of the gene HEATR6, whose product is annotated as HEAT repeat containing 6. Gene Ontology annotation, molecular function: protein binding. The coding region runs from base 1 to 3516 and encodes 1171 amino acids. Lineage: Eukaryota; Metazoa; Chordata; Mammalia; Didelphimorphia; Didelphidae. The transcript is spliced from 20 exons. The record is from RefSeq and is a predicted model, not a curated record.